CAAUGAGUCUCUUCUUUUACACCACCACUGCAGUUUUUCUUUGGAGCACGAGUGUUUCUAAACUGAUGUACAGAUAUUCAAAAGAAACGAAGGUAUGUUCGGAGUUGUGCAAACAAUAUAGAUGGGUUUUGUACCUUUCCUCUGACUUGGGACGGCCCUUGGUAUGACAGUGGAAUGGGAGACAUCACACUGAGCUAUACUAUUCAUUCUGUGACGUCAGGUUGGCGUGCAAACGUCAACGGCACCAUGCUGAAUUCCUGGACAUGCCAGUCACAGAACGCCACGCUGGGGACAAUGCUUUUCAGAGCUGAUGACUUCGUAGUUGUUAACGGGAAACUAUACAAUGUCUUCCGGUGUAUCAAAAUGACCCAGCUGACCAACUAUUCUUACUCGUAUUAUGUUAUGAAUGAUUUAAUGGCUGACAGCAAUCCGGUUCUGAGACUUCAGAUGACGGAGUAUUCCCCUGACGUCACCGGAUGGGACGUUGAUUCUCUCUGCUCUCCGACAUCGCCGCCAGAAGACAAGGAAUACCACGUGCUAGUCAAGCAAGGUUAUAUUGCUGACGUUAAACAGUGGUGUCCUAUUCCAUUGAGAGCGAAUUUUAACUACACACAUGACAGUGGGCUGGGUGCCAGUUGUGGUACAGACUCGCAUCUUUCUGUAUGCCCAGACUGGGUCACCCUCCGCUUUAACUAUUCCCUUUGUCCUACCAUCCAAGCAUUCUCCAAAGAAGGAGUGGUUCAGUGCGUGCACACCGUUGUCCAAGGAGAUACUUACUAUACAUCAGUGUUCAACCCGGGACUGGUGGACGAUAGCAGCUUCCACAGAUUUUCUUGUCUAGCAAUAACAGAAGUGGGCGGUACUUUGACGGUGAGUGACAGUGCUGGUAGCUGUCAAUCAAACCAGGACAGUGGCACAAAACAAGCAGACGGAAGUGGAAUCCUUAUACUGACAAUGCAAGAUUCUUGCUGUAAGUAUUCGAUUUAAAUCAGUAGCAACAAAUUAAGUUUCCCUGGAUGCACGCACGUUAAUGGAAUGGGAUAUGGCAUUAAUGGAUCAAUCUGAGAUUUUCUAAUCAUUUCUAAAGAAAUAUAUUUGGAAUGUAUUAAUAUCAAUAAUGAUAUGAUAAUAAUAAUCGCAUUGUUUGGCUUCAGUACUAUCCUCUUCGAUAUAUAAUAUUACUCAGAAAGUCAGUAAUGCAUAAUAGUUAAAUUGCAAAUCGAAUGUCCAUUAACUUACAUGUAUUUAAUUCAUAAUUCUCUCUCUCCUCUCUCUCGAUCUGAAUAGAAAG
Molecule: messenger RNA, 1291 nt
Organism: Magallana angulata
Lineage: Eukaryota; Metazoa; Mollusca; Bivalvia; Ostreida; Ostreidae
Exons: 8
Coding region: 175-987 (270 amino acids)
Source: RefSeq, a predicted model, not a curated record